AGCUGCCGGGCUGCCCAGCCAGGCCGGCAACCGGCAGCCCCGGAGCCGCCGCCGCCUCCGGUACGACCUGGCCGGUCCCGCCGCCGCUCCGCUGGCCGCCGCCGAUGGCACCGCGCUGCCGCCGCCAAGGAGGAAGGUGCUGACUGGGUGCUCUGAAGCUCUGGGGUUCGCUGCCCACGGGCUCAACGGGAUGAUGCCAGCCGGCUGAGAGACCCCCCCCCUGCCCCUGGCAGUGCCGAUGUGACCGAGCGGCCGGCCGGGACCUGCGGCACUGAGCCCGACACGGCGAGCGCAGUGGCUCGUGGCCCCCCUUUUGGGGCCCGCCACCCGAAGAUGAGCGAUGGCGGGUGGAUCUCGCUCAGCCCCACCGAGUUUGCCCAGCUCCAGCAGUACACAGACUACUCCACCAAGAAGCUCAAGGAUGUCCUGGAGGAGUUCCACGGGGACGGCGUCCUCUCGAGGUACAACCCCGAACAGCCCAUCGACUAUGAGGGCUUUCGCCUCUUCAUGAAGACCUACCUGGAGGCGGACGUGCCCGAGGAGCUUUGCCAACACCUCUUCACCUCCUUCAAGCGUAAGAUAUGCCAAGCCUCCCCCGACACCCAGCGCCAGAGCCCCGGCGUCUCGCAGCUCAACACCCUCGAGCCUAAGUCACUCAAUGCCGGCAUCUCUAUCCAGACCGAGGUGGCCUGCGCCACUGUCACAGGGAUCAAUGGGAAAACGCUCUUAAGUGCCCUGGGACGACACACUCCUGAGCCCAAGAGCUGCCACAGCAACACGGCUGAGCCGCAGCCGGCGUCCCUCACCCCGGCAUCGAUCGCCAAUGCCUCCCCUAGCUGGUCCAGGUCGUCCUCCCAGAAGUCCACCACCGGCACCCCUUCCGCUCACAACUCCUCGGGCUCUUCGAAGAUCUCCUCCGGGUCCCUGCUCAGCCCUCAGUCGCCAGGCAUGAGGAGCACGGAGAAGAGGUUACCCUUCAGCCUGCGGAAGAGCCACAGCUCCCUGAAAGCCGCCCCCCCGCUGCCCCCCGGCCCCCUGGCCCAGGUAGUCCACCUGAAGGACAUCGUCUGCUACCUGUCCCUGCUGGAGAGGGGACGGGCAGAGGACAAGCUGGAGUUUAUGUUUCGCCUCUACGAUACUGAUGGAAACGGCCUCCUGGACAGCUCGGAGCUGGAUCGUAUCAUCAACCAGAUGGUGCACGUGGCCGAGUACCUGGAGUGGGACUCCACCGAGCUGAAGCCGAUCUUGAAGGCGAUGAUGGAGGAGAUCGACUACAACCAUGACGGGACCGUGACGCUGGAGGAGUGGAUCCGGGGCGGCAUGACCACCAUCCCCUUGCUGGUCCUCCUGGGGAUGGAGACGAACGUGAAGGACGACGGGCAGCACGCCUGGAGGCUGAAGCACUUCAAGAAACCUGCCUACUGCAACUUCUGCCGCACCAUGCUGCUGGGGGUCCGCAAGCAGGGCCUCUGCUGCUCCUUCUGCAAGUACACCGUCCACGAGAGGUGCGUGUCCAAAGAUAUCGCCUCCUGCAUCAGCACCUACGUGAAAUCCAAGAGAAACACGAGCGUGAUGCAGCACACGUGGAUCGAGGGCAAUUCCCCCGUCAAGUGUGACAGAUGCCACAAGAGCAUCAAGUGCUACCAGGGCAUCACCGGCCUGCACUGCGUCUGGUGCCAAGUCACCCUCCACAACAAAUGUGCCUCCCACGUGAAGCCGGAGUGCGACGGGGGCCCGCUGCGGGACCACAUCUUGCUGCCUUCCUACAUCUGCCCCGUCGUCCUGGACAGGCAGUCCCACUGCCGGAGAUCGGAGAGCGACUCUCCUGCCAGCACCAGCCCCGAGGACAACCAGGGCUUCAAGUUCAACUCCACCACGGUGGAUGGGCAAGGACUGCAGAUCAGCCCCCGGCCCGGGACGCACCCCCUCCUGGUGCUUGUGAACCCCAAGAGCGGAGGAAGGCAAGGGGAGCGGGUCCUCCGGAAAUUUCACUACCUGCUCAACCCACGCCAAGUGUACAACCUGGACCGCGGCGGGCCCGCGCCAGGGCUGAGCUUUUUUCGGGACACGCCGGAUUUCCGCGUCCUGGCCUGCGGAGGGGACGGCACAGUGGGCUGGAUCCUGGACUGCAUAGACAAGGCGAACUUGGUGAAGCACCCGCCGGUAGCCGUCCUGCCCCUGGGAACGGGCAAUGACCUGGCCCGGUGCCUGCGCUGGGGAGGAGGCUAUGAAGGAGGCAACCUGAUGAAGGUCCUGAAAGACAUCGAGCACAGCACGGAGGUGAUGCUGGAUCGCUGGCAGAUGGACGUCAUUCCCAGUGACAGAGAGGCCAAUGGUGACCCUGUCCCGUCCACCAUCAUCAACAACUACUUCUCCAUCGGGGUGGACGCCUCCAUCGCCCACCGCUUCCACGUCAUGCGAGAAAAGCACCCCGAGAAAUUCAACAGCAGGAUGAAGAACAAGCUGUGGUACUUCGAAUUCGGGACGUCGGAGACCUUUGCGGCCACCUGCAAGAAGCUCCACGACUAUGUCGAGGUGGAGUGCGACGGGACCCUGCUAGACCUGAGCAACGCGUCCCUGGAGGGCAUCGCCGUCCUCAACAUCCCCAGCAUGUACGGCGGCUCCAACCUCUGGGGCGAGACCAAGAAGCAACGCGGUUACAACCGGCUGGGCAAGAAAGCGCCGGAGAAGCUGCACGCCACGGUGGUCACCGACGCCAAGGAGCUCAAGUUCUGCGUGCAGGACCUCAGCGACCACCUCCUGGAGGUGGUGGGGCUGGAGGGCGCGAUGGAGAUGGGGCAGAUCUACACGGGGCUGAAGAGCGCUGGGAAGAGACUGGCCCAGUGUUCAUCCGUCACCAUCAGGACGUCCAAGCUGCUGCCCAUGCAGGUGGACGGGGAGCCCUGGAUGCAGCCAUCCUGCACCGUCAAAAUUACACAUAAAAGCCAAGUGCCGAUGCUGCUGGGCCCGCCGCAGAAGAGCAGCUUCUUUUUCCUGAAGAGGAGAAACCGAACUCGAGAUUAAGCAGCGUGCAAGGAGCCGCAGCCCAGAGGCACCCGGCGUCCCAGACACCCACCCGCUGCGGGGGGAUCCCCAAAUCCCCGCUCCGUGGCGGGGAGAGAAAACACCCCCCCCCCAAGCCCGGCAGGGAUGAUUUGUCCUGGGAAGGUCUUGGAGGCUCCUUCCCAACCACCACAAGCGUCUUCUCCAGCUGGGAUGGAAGCGGUGGGCGAAGGCAGGCCGACGCGCGGGGAGCGCGUUCGCCGGAGCGGUGCUAGGACUGAGGUUUUUUUUUUCCCUUUAUUUAAAUAACCCCCCCCCCCCGCCCCUGCUGCAAAUGAACGUGCUCCCGAGAAAACGCCAAGCUUCACUUAUUUAUUUUUAAUCCUCUUGAAGGACACUCGAUGUUUUGCUGCACUGGCUUUCUGUCCCCCAACCCUUGCACGUGGGAGAAGUUAUUUAUUUUCUUAGGCUAGAGGAGAUGGUCUCUGCCAUGCCUUUGGCUAGCGAUUCUGGGAUGGGUUUUAAGCAGAUGCAAAGACAGCCUUCGCUGCCGGCCCUGGGAGCCGCGAGGCGUGGGACGGGCUUGGGGACAGACGGUGCCUGUGCCACGGGGACAAGUGCGGGGUGGACGGGAGGAGACCGUGUUUUGAUGUGGAAACGGCA
Gymnogyps californianus (California condor) is the source of this 3666-nucleotide messenger RNA. RefSeq names its product diacylglycerol kinase beta-like. Gene Ontology annotation, biological process: intracellular signal transduction; lipid phosphorylation; diacylglycerol metabolic process. The transcript is spliced from 26 exons. Gene Ontology annotation, molecular function: calcium ion binding; ATP-dependent diacylglycerol kinase activity. Bases 334 to 3024 code for a protein of 896 amino acids. The record is from RefSeq and is a predicted model, not a curated record. Gene Ontology annotation, cellular component: plasma membrane. Lineage: Eukaryota; Metazoa; Chordata; Aves; Accipitriformes; Cathartidae.